Molecule: messenger RNA, 4713 nt
Organism: Eruca vesicaria subsp. sativa (arugula)
Lineage: Eukaryota; Viridiplantae; Streptophyta; Magnoliopsida; Brassicales; Brassicaceae
Source: the annotation of a GenBank genome assembly
AUGGAUAGAAAUAGGGAAGCUAGAAGAGUACCGAUGGCGGCUGCCGGAAAUGGCUUGUCACGACGGAGGCAUAGAGCCGGUAGCUUCAGAGAUUCUCCAGAGGAGGACGGUCCUGUGGAGUUACCGGAGGCGGCGAGGCUGAGAGAUCGAGGAGGGAGUACGAAGAAGGAACGAGAUCGGGAACGUGAUAGAGACCGUGAGAGGGAAAGAGAAAGGGAUAAUAGAGAGCGAGAUCGGUUACAUAGCCGGAGUAAAAGAAGGAGAGGAGAACGGUUAGUGAUGGUUCGUGGUAAUUUAGACGACGGUGGUGACGACAGCUCGGAAGAGAGUGUCAACGACGAUGAAGAAUAUGACGACGGCGGAGGAGGAGGAGGAGGACCACCGUCUUCGUUAAAGAUGCUUCCUCCCUCGAGUAACAUCUCCCCCGCUUCGUUUUCGUCUUCUCUUUCAAAUCACCACCACAACCAUCACCACCACAGCCAUAGCCAUAACCAACAGAGGAAAAACUUUCCUCUUCCGAUGUCGAAAGUUUUCAGAUCGCCUCCUUCUCCGGCGCCUGUGACGGUGACGCCUCUGGUCUCGUCGUGGAAGGCUGCGGAUGAGAUGAUCGGUGUAGCCGUUCCUAGAAAAGCUCGGUCAGCUUGUACAAAGAGACCGCAUGAAUCAUGGGCGUCUAAUGCUAGCGGCGGCGGUGGUGUAUUUGCUUCCGGAGAGCAAAACCACCGGCAAGUUUCGUCUCCGGCUAGAGCUAGUUUAGCGUCUCCCUCUCCUCCUGCUCCUACGUCUCCGUCCUCAUCUAACGUUUCUGCACGGAAAAAGAUGUCGUCGGGGACAAAACAAAAGCCGCUCCCGCCAAAGUCAUCAUCGAGCAAGGUAUCAUCUUCAUCUCCGGUGGCCGUUCAAGACGAGAUCGAGAUAGAGAUUGCAGAGGUGCUUUACGGAAUGAUGCGGAUGCCUCUAGCCACGUCGAAACAAGAAUCCACCGGUGAGGAAGGUGCGAAAACAGCGGCGGUGGAUGUCAAAUCGAGAGUAUCAUCACCGAUCUCGAACUCACAAACUGUUCUUCAGUCUUCCACCAUCACACUCGCUGCAAAUUCAAGCUCGUCUAAUGUUUCCGCCAUUGUUCCGAAAAGAAAGAAGCCGAGGAUUGUUAAAUACGACGACGAGAACAGUUCGAGUUUACCGUCACGCGCCGUUAAAUCCGAAGCAGAAGCUCCGUCGAAAAGUCAAGUUCCGUUGGGUGAUCAGCUGAAGAGAUCGGGAUCCGGCGAAGAAAACAGCGCGGUGUUGGAUUCGACCAAUCCACAGCCUAGAGAAAGCCACGUGGCGUUAGAUUCGAGAUCAGCGGAGAAGAAAGAAAAUAAUCCGCCGAAAGAGGAAACAGUAUCGCCAAAAGUGGAAACUUCCUCAGGAUUUAAAUCCGAUGGUGAUGGGGCUAAAACAAGUUCGCCGGAAAAGGAGAAGAAGUUUGAGAUAGAUCUGAUGGCGCCACCGCCGGUUAAAUCGACAUCGGAGAGAGGAGGUGAGAUGGAAUGUGUGGCAGCAGAAGCUAACCCUAAAGUCACGGAAGUGGAAACGGAAGCGAAGCCUCUGCUGAAGGAGGAUGUAGGUAAUGCGACGAUUAUUGAGGAGAAGAAGAGACCUAGAGUGGUGGCUGAAACCGAACCUCCUAAGUCAGAGAGGAGUUGUGAACUGAAACUCGACUUGGAUAAAUCUGAUCAUGUGGCUGUAGUAAGCAAGCAUCAUGUUCAGAAACAGGCACCACCACAACAACAACUACUACCUGUUCCAGAUAAAACAGUUCAAGCUACCCCUAUGCCUCUGCAUAUGUCAAUGCCUGGCUGGCCUGGAGGUCUUCCUACAAUGGGGUACAUGCCACCUACACAAGGUGUUGUGCCUACGGAUACUAGCUCCUUAUCGUCGGCACCAAUGCAGCCUCCUCCACAUUUACUCUUUAAUCAACCGAGGCCUAAGAGAUGUGCAACACACUGCUACAUCGCUCGUAAUAUUCAGUCCCAUCAGCAGUUCACAAAGAUGAAUCCUUUCUGGCCUGCAGCCGCUGGCUCAGCUCCAUUGUACGGGACCAAGACCUGCAAUCUCAGUCUCAUGCCUCCCACAGAACUGCAGGGGGCUGUUUUGGGAAGAAGUUCCAAUCCUGUUCCAGAUGUGAACUCUCAAUCUACUUCCAAAAGCUCAGAUACAGCUCAGAGAAAUCAAUUAUUGCUCCAACAAGCUUUGCCUCCAGGAGCAGCUAAUAACAUGAUGCAUGGUCCGACCUUCAUUAUCCCCGUGGGCCAACAGCCUCAUGCAGCCGCAGCAUCUGUCAGGCCUCCUAAUAGUGGCAACACAGCUUCGUCUGGUGCGACAGCUACUGCAAACUCCAUGAGUGGCUCUGCAUCAGCUACUCCAACUGGUGCCCCAACAAUGACCUUCAGUUAUCCAGGCAUGCCGGGCAAUGAAACGCAGUACCUGGCCAUUUUGCAGAAUAAUGGCUAUCCGUUUCCUGUCCCAGCGCAUGUUGGUGCACCACCUGGUUAUAGAGGAGCUCCUGGACAGCCGAUGCCAUUUUUUAAUGGUUCGUUCUACUCCUCCCAAAUGAUCCAGCCUCCGUUUUCUCAGCCACAGAAGCAGCAACAGCAACCGCAGCAAGCUGGUCAAAUGCCCCAGAGCCAUUCUCCAAGCAACCAGAAUGGAAGUGUUUCCACUAGUUCCUCUGCUGCACAAAAGCAUAUGCAGAACCAGCAGCUGAGGCCACCGUUAAAUCAUGGGAAUUCCCAAGGCUUUCCAACUCAUAAAGUCCAAUCUCAGCCUUUGAGUUUUCAGCAGAGGCAGCAACCUAGAGAAAAUGCGACUCAACAUAGCGAGACUGUAGGAGAAGAUAGCCCAUCAACUGCUGAUAGCCGGUCUUCUCGUUCCGGUAUUGCUUAUGGCCAGAACUAUGGUAUGCAGAUGCAGCCAACGAAUUUGGGUUUGAUGAGUUCAGCAGCCCAAGGAGGUGGAGUGGUCAUAUCUUCGAGCAAACAGGGUGAAAAGAAAUCACAGCAGCAGGGUUCAAAGGCUGGUAUGGAAUCGUUUCAGUCGCAGGGUUAUGCUAUGACCUUUGCGACAUUCAAUGGAGCUAGUAGUGGUGGUCCUUCCCUGAACAUGUCAUCAAUUCCUCAGAAUCACCCUAUGUUCCACAGCAUUCCGGAAGCAGCAAGGCAAGGUUAUCAAAUGAUGGCAGCGAAUGUUGCCGCAGCUCAAGCAGCCCAACAGAAAAUGAACUACAGUUCUCCUUCUGAUGAUGGAAAAUCUGGGUCUAAUGCUACUGCUAAUAAGGUGGACGAACAAAGGAAGACAGGAGGAGCAACAGGGAAAACGAGUGGUGGGCAGUCUAUUGCUUUCUCUAACAAACACGACCUGGCUGAUGCAUCUGUUUCUGCUGUACCGAGUGGUAGCAUCGUUGAUACAUCCCGUUUGCUCAACCUUGGUUCUGCUCUGCCUCAGAGUUCCAGUUCUAUGCCGACUUCUCAUCAACAGCAACUUAUGCAACAGCAACAGCAGCAGCAGCAGCUUAUGCAACAACAACAGCAGCAGCAUAUGCAACGGAAUCAAUCUCAGCAACCUUACCCCACUAUGUAUCUCCAGAAGCAGCAACGGUAUGCAACAUCAGUGGCUGCGUCUGCUGCUAGAACCAAAGGGUCAGUGGCGAAUAAUGGGAGUGGUUUCCCUGAUCACAGUAUCACCGUAUCACCUGCGGGAGCCUCUAAGUUUCCAAAUGCCAACUCAGGAUUUCCUCAGAACCUUGUCCAGUCAAGCAGCAAUCAGGUGCAAUCAACUCAGUGGAAAAACAAUUCACCAAGGGCAACAAACACUUCCCAAGCUCAGUCUCCUUCCAUACUGUCCCCAUCAUCUUCUGCUGCUGCUGCCGCAUCGUCCCUAAGAAACGUCUCCCAUAAACAGCAAAGCCGUCCCCAACAAUCGCAGAUAUCUUUUGCAGCAAACUCGAAACCUUUGGCCUCUGGUUCACCAAUGCAACAGAUGCAAGGAGGUGCUAACAACCGAGCUCCGUCUCCACCAAUGUUAGUUGGAUCACCUUCUACAUCGUCAGUCUCCAAAAACGCAAGCGGAAGUCCAAGAACAGCUGCUUCCGCUUCCUCAGCGGUGAACAAAGCUGGACAAGCUUCUUCAACUACUCACUCAUCAUCUCAGCAGUCCAAGAACAUACAGUCUGCAUCCGUGGCGUCUUCUGGUGGUGGAAGGAGUAAUGGUCCUUCAGUUCUCGGGAACCCCAACACGAGCUCUGGAUCCAAGUCCCAACAACAACAGCAACAGUUGUCAAAGCAUGGGCUGCAGCAGCAAGCUCAGCUCUUCUUUUCUAAUCCUUACAUGCAAUCUCAACAUCAACAGCAGCAGAUCACAAUAUCUCCGUCUGGUGGCUAUUACAUUCAAAGACAUCAGCAACAGCCAGGUUCCACUGCUGCUGCCGGCGCCACAUCUACUCCUGUCACCCUCUCCGGCUGCACAACAGGAGUCGUAACUGCCACUUCAGAUCCAGCGAAAGCCAUCGCAGCUGCAGCAGCAGCGGCGAAUAACGUGAAAGGAGGCGGAGGAGGUGGAAUGGGGAAGACGCAGCAACAUCAGCUGGGGCCGCCAGGGUUCACUUAUGUACACGCGGUUCCCUCUGCGGUUCAGGUUAAGCCCGUAGAUCAGAAGCAACAAGCGGGUGAGUGA